This is a messenger RNA of Dracunculus medinensis (Guinea worm), 1029 nucleotides long. Lineage: Eukaryota; Metazoa; Nematoda; Chromadorea; Rhabditida; Dracunculidae. The record is from the annotation of a GenBank genome assembly.
ACACAGCCAUCAUUUAUUUUUAUUAUUAUUUUUAUCAUUGUUAUUAUUAUUUAUUAUUAUUAAUUAUUUUAUUAUUAAUUAUUAUUAUUUAUUUAUUAUUAUUAAGCAGCUAAACUAGAAAUAAGGUAUUAGAAGGGGGAGAAGAAGAAUUAAAAUAGCAAUUUUUUUUCAUAUAUUAUUUUUAGUUCGGCUAGCUUCAUCGAGUUAACUUAGUGCUUUCAAUCAUGCUUUAAAAUAAUUAAAUUUAUUCUUCAAGAGAACCUUUAGCAUAUUCCUGACGAUACAUCAUUAUCCUUUGCAGAUUCUGAAUCAACUGAAUAUGAAUCAUUAUUUCAAGAAUCAACAGUGGCUUCCUGUAAUUACGAAAUACAUAUGAACGAUGUAAAUACAAUGGCAACAAUAGUUGAACAAAAAUAUAACAAUAAUUCUAAAUAUGUACCAUUUGAAUAAGUGAAGUGUUUGUGAAAACGAUGCGGUUUUUUAAAAUUUUAUGAGAGAGUUUUAUAAUGCGGAUGAAGCAGUAAUCCUCCAAAUUUGAGAGGAAAGGCAUAAAUUUAUUGAAUUAUUUGAAACAACCACGGAGGGCGAUGUUUUUGCCUUAGCCAACGACGGAAGGCUUACAAUGUAAAGAGAAAUAAUAUAUAUAAAGGGGAAUCACGGAAUAACACGCUGGAUUUCAAAAUUCCUGCAUAAUGCGAAGCUUCUAAAUGAUAUGAUGGACGAUAUUGUUUAACCUUUUAAUCUUUAAAUAAUUGUUGAUCAGAAAUAUUCUUUUGGAAAAGGUUUUUAUUCCUAUUUGUGAAUUUAAAAAAUUUAUAAGAAAAUUAGAAAAUUAUAAAUUAUAAAUUAAAAUAAAUUAUAAAUUAUAAAUUAGGAAAGCUUUAAAUUUAGUUUUUCAGUACACGAAGUGUUAAUUCAUGUGAAUUUUUAAUUCUUCAUAAAUAUAAAUGAAUUUUGGAAAUAAAUUUGAAAAAAGUCAGAUUUUCUUUGUUAAUUUUAGAUUUAUUGAUUGAAGUCAAAUUAAAUUCA